Molecule: messenger RNA, 916 nt
Organism: Sitodiplosis mosellana (orange wheat blossom midge)
Lineage: Eukaryota; Metazoa; Arthropoda; Insecta; Diptera; Cecidomyiidae
Product: 5-demethoxyubiquinone hydroxylase, mitochondrial-like
Exons: 3
Coding region: 151-789 (212 amino acids)
Biological process (GO): regulation of reactive oxygen species metabolic process; ubiquinone biosynthetic process; regulation of gene expression
Cellular component (GO): mitochondrial inner membrane; nucleus
Molecular function (GO): 3-demethoxyubiquinol 3-hydroxylase activity
Source: RefSeq, a predicted model, not a curated record
ACGUUCUUUUCAUUUGUUUUGACUUUUUUUCACUUCUUCUAGUCUAUUCAAAGCGAAUUUCAAAAUAAAACGCAAUUAUUACCAAAGUUUAAAUAAAAAAUUGCGUCCUUUCUCAGCUAAAAUUCCAAGUGGAUACGAAGAAUUAUCACAAUGAACCGUCUAAAUCAUCGUGUUCGUCAAUUGCCCGCAAAAUAUUCUCAUUUGGUGAAACAAGCCAGUACAAGUGCAGCUGCAUCGGAAGCAACAGCAACGAAAACACAACGAUUACGAGCAUCACCGUUAAUCGAUGAAAUAAUUCGUAUUAAUCAUGCCGGUGAAUUGGGUGCCGAUCGAAUUUAUGCCGGACAACACGCAGUCCUAGGUAAAACAUCGAUCGGUCCAAUUUUGAAACAUAUGUGGGAGCAGGAGAAGAAGCAUCGAAGUGAAUUUGAACGAUUAAUCCGAGAAUAUCGCGUUCGACCGACGGUAAUGACACCUAUUUGGAAUGUAGCCGGCUAUGUAUUGGGAACUGGAACUGCAUUACUCGGAGAGAAAGCAGCCAUGGCAUGCACAGUGGCCGUAGAAACUGUCAUUGUUGAACAUUACAAUGAUCAAUUACGACAAAUCAUGGAAAGUCCAAAUGUUGAUAAGGAUAUUUUGGCCACGAUAACGAAAUUUCGCGAUGAAGAGCAGGAACAUCAUGACACUGGCAUUGAUCACGGGGCCGAACAAGCGCCGUUCUACAAAGCAAUGACCGAAGUCAUAAAAUUAGGCUGUAAAACAGCAAUUGCCAUUUCAAAGAGGAUUUAGUUGAAUAUAAAUUUGUUUCUAUGAAUUACCUAAGAGCUAAGACAAUUAUCUAAAUCGGAAUUUUUUUUGUAAACCAUUUAAUUGAAGAAUUCGCAAUGAAAAUUUAUUUGGUGGUGAAAAGAGGAAA